This is a messenger RNA of Mesocestoides corti, 1572 nucleotides long. NCBI's taxonomy places the organism in Eukaryota, Metazoa, Platyhelminthes, Cestoda, Cyclophyllidea, Mesocestoididae. The record is from the annotation of a GenBank genome assembly.
AUGCUUUUUGGGAACAUAGGUGUGAUCGAGGAACUGGUGCUUUACCCACCUGAAGGCAACGAUUGUCCAAGCAAGGUCUGCUAUAUAAGGUACGCAGAUGCGAUUAAUGCAGAAGUUGCACUGCAUUUGCAUAACACCAUGUUUCUUGAUCGGGCUUUGAUAGUUCUUCCUGUCGUAGAUGGCAAAAAUGCCAUCCCGGAUGAGAAAUAUGCAAAUCUUGUUCGUGCUCCCCUCCACACCUCUGCCGGUAUUCACCCCCGUUCAGCCUCCUGGCCCCUUGACGUCGUCAGCAUGGUUGUUGGACGUCCUGGUGAGCAAGUUAUUCAGACAAUUGACCCUCGUCUUGCCUCCCUGGGCUUUCCUGUGUAUCCUCCACUUCCUGCUGCGACAGACUGUAAUCGGAUCGAGGAGAUUCGUCGCACUGUUCUUGUAACCAAUCUUGACCCUAAGACCACUGGAGAACAAGUGCUUGAGUAUUUUAACGCGCAUGCUGAGGUAAAGUGCGUUCGCAUGGCUGGCACUAACGGCGAAAGAGCGGCGUACGUUGAAUUCACCGAACAACCAUCUGUCGUCAAAGCCUUUGGCCUCAUGGGUGGGACGAUUGGCGAUCGACAGAUUAUGAUCCAACAUUCCAAUUGCGCGAUUAUCAAACCGACAAGCGCCUUGCCUGGUUUGGAUGACACAGUCAAGAGAACCUCCCCUCCGCGUAAUCCCCAGCUUAGUUCAUGCAGCUUACAUUUGUCCAUUUCGGAGCCGUCAGUUUAUAUCAUUCGUGAUUUUCCUGUCACCAAAAAAAUAAUGCUUUCCAAUUUUGUCGUAGCGAGGGCACGAAGUCGCUCGCGCUCCAAAUCGCGGGACAAUCGUUCGCGCUCAAAAAGCCACCACCGUCGAUCUCGCAGUCGCCGACGGGGCCGUUCGCGCUCGCGCUCCCACCGCCGUUACUCGCCGUCGCGUAGCCGGGACAGGCGCCGUAGUGGUCGGGACCGGUCAAGGUCCUGGGGUCGACGCCGUUCUCGCCGCUCGCGCUCGCCCUCCGAUCGUCGCGGCAGUCGGCGCAGUCGUUCACGCGACCGCCGUCGUCGUGAACGCGAGCGUCGUGAUCGAAGCCGCGAGCGUCGUGACCGGGAGCGUUCGCGGGAGAAGGCGGCGCGUCGCAGUCGCCGUAGCCGCUCCCGCGACCGUCGCUCGCGCUCCCACGAAAAGCAUCGCGCCUCCUCCCGUCGACGCGGCUCAGCUGAAAGACGCGACAAGCGCGAGCGCAAAAAGUCGCCAAGCAGUCCCCGGGCAGCCAAAAAAUCCGACGAGCGAAGCCACAACAGCGGCAGCAGCCCCGAGAACUUGGCCCCUGAGAAUGGCUGCAAAGCCGUGAAGGGCGGUGAUUUGGAGCAGAACGAGAAAAAGGGCACAAAAAGCGACGAGUCCAAGCCGGAGACAAUUCCCCCUCCAUGCACGGAGUCGUCGAACGGGGAGGCUGUAAAAGUUGACGAAUCUCCCGUUUCAAAGAAGCCAUUGGGGGUGAAACUAGCUGGUCCUGAGGAUGACAUGGAUGUUGUUCCUGCUCCUCAAGAAUAA